AUUCAAAACAACCAAUAGGAACUCAGUCACAGUUUUUGCCUGAUAGGAUUCCAACAUCUAUAUAAAAGCAUGUCAAAAUUAAGACAGUCAUGUCUUAAAUUUCCUCGUGGCAUCCGCUCUGUUUAUUUUCUGGUUGUAAACGCAAUCCCCAGGAGUAGAGUUGUGAGAAACGUUUUAGUGCGCUCUGUGCUUGCAAUGUUUGCCAGUCAUUUGCUGUUUUUGGAGCUCUAUUUGGUAUUACCUUAUUUAUUAGGAGACGAUAAAUACUUAGCAUACAGCAUCUUGUUGUUUAUAUAUGCUUGUUUUUGUUCGAGUGUUACAUUGUGUAUUUAUAAAGACCCAAGUAUUCGUAGCCUACUGUUAUCGUCUAAGUCGAAACCAGAUUGGACUUAUUGUCUUACAUGCCAAACUUUACGACCGCCUCGUGCUCACCACUGUUUUGACUGUGCUGUAUGUGUUCUUCGACGUGAUCAUCACUGCACUAUUAUAGGUCAAUGUAUUGGUCAUGCAAAUUGGCGAUAUUUUUGUAAUACUUUAUUAUAUGGUAUAUUAGGUUGUUCAUUUAUGAGUUAUUAUAAUUUAAUGUUAAUAUUUCAAUCAAAUUAUUUUCCUAUAACAUGGUCUAUUUAUUAUCGACUAUUAUGUAUGAUUGCACCACCUGGUUUUAUGUGGUUAACUGGUUAUUUAACAUUUUUACAAAGUAUCAUCUUUUUGACAACAAGUUUAUCAACUAUCAUUACAUGUUUAUUAUUUGUAUUUAUGAUUUAUGAAUUCAAUUUAAUGUUCACGAAUCAAACAAUGUUUGAACGUACAUUCAAAUCAUUCGAUCAAUUUUAUUGGAGUAAUAAUUAUGAUAAUCAUAUGAAAGGUAUUAAAAAAUUUGGAGAAGAGAUGAAUAGUAGUAGUAGUGGUAGUAGUACUACUACUACAAUGACAAGUACAUCUGUACUACAUCAUCGACGACAAGAAUCAUUAUCCAAUCACUAUCCAUCUUUAUAUAAUAUCGGUUAUAAAAAUAAUAUUAAACAAUAUUUAGGUGAACGUUGGAUUCUUGCUAUUCUAUGUCCAUUUGUUCAUUCUCCAUUAACAACAGAUGGAUUAAGUUUUCCAACAUCAGAUAGUGUAAAAUUUAAAUGAUUGUUUUUUUUUUUUGUUUCCAUAUAUCUUUAUGUUUAUCUAAUGUAUUUUGUAUAGUAUUCUUUUUUGUGUGUUCAAUUUGAUUUUUCUGUUUGUAAAAAACUACCAUACGCAUUUGAUUAUAAAACUAUUUCAUUUGUUUUUUUCUUCAUUAUUUUCAUUAUAUUUGUGUAUGGACUGUGAUACUGUCCGAGUGCCCAGACAGAAGUAAGUGGUUUCCUUAGGGGGCCACACCCCGAGCCUUUGACCUAAAGGUCUGGUCCACAAGUCAGUGGAGCAUCGUAAGGAGAUACAGUCACAUGGUAGCCGGCGACCAACGAUUGGUUCUUACGACAUUAAUUCCUUCAGGAUACUGGGGCCCAUGUACGCCAUUGGUUUGGAAUCUGGUUAAAACGCCGGACAUUCGCUUUUCGUCCUCUCAUUUUCGUGAACAACACCCCCUCCACGAGAAGGCAGUAAGUAGAACUUCCCUGGCAGAGGCUGUAUACGCGUGGCCGUGUGAGAGCAUUUCAAGAGGGAGGGCGGGCGUACCCACUCUCGGCCAUACCAGGGCAUUUGGGGGCGAUUAUAAAAGUAUAGACUUACUAAUGUUUUCAAAUUGUUUGUUUGAAAAGAAUUGCCAAUAGAAGUCUGUAAUGAACUAAGGUUUUAAAAAAUUCCUAAAGUAAUGAUUGUUUAUUAAACUUAUUUACCAGGUAAAUAAGUUUAAUAUUUAUUUAUCAGGUGCCCCCAAAUGCCCUGGAGAGAGUCCGCUCUCCUCAAAAUGCUCUCACAUGGCCACGCGUAUAUAGCCUCUGCCAGGGAAGUCCUACUCACUGACUUCUCGUGGCAUUAUUGUUGUUUACGAAAUUGAGAGAACGAAUGUCCAUCGCUUUAACCGGGUUGGUGGACAUAGAGAGUCCACCUAGGAGAGUUGGAAAAUCCUCAUUCCAAACCAAUACUGCACAUCGGCUCCAGUAUCCUGAAGGAACAAAUGGCGUGUGAACCAACCGUUGGUCACUGGCUACCAUGGGACUGUAACUCCUUACGAUGCUCCACUGCCUUGUGGAUAAGACCUUCAGGUCGAAGGCUCCGGGUGUGCCCCCUUAAGAAAACCACCUCGUUCGUUUUGGGCAUCCGGGUAGUGUCACAGCCCUCACACAAAUCGAAUGAUUUAUGUGGCGCGUAUGUAUUUGGUGCCUUCUUGUACCAAUAUCUAUGUGUUAAAAUAAAUGAUAAAUAAAUUUACCAGGUGUAGAUUUAUAUAUUUAGGCUAUAACUAUAAUCUAGGUGUUAGGGUCAGUAAUGUUAUCUAGUUGUUGAAACUAAAGUAGAUUGAUAUUCAAACUUGUGAAUUAGUGACUGAAAGUUGGAUAUCUUGCUGUUAAGGUAUGGCUAACAACUGUAAUGACCUGAUAGACGAAUAUUGACUUCAAUGUUUUUGUUUAACUAUACCCAGUCAUGUCGUUUGGAAUGUAGUAAGAUCAAAAGUAGAAUUUUCAGAUUUAUUAACAAAGUCGUAUUGGUGAUUGAACCAAAAUCUAGUUGUAAAGCGUUUACCAUAUAAAAUCAACAUCCCUAAGUACCUUACUUCCUUACAUCUUGACGAAGAAAGACUUGUGUCUGUAAAUAGUUCACUACUCUUGCUGCGUAUACUUCUAAUACCUAUUAUGAAAAUAUCUAAGUUACGCUGUAGACAGUACAGGAAAUUAAAAAGUAUUCUUGAGAAUGACAUUUAUUACCGAACUCGAGCAGAUGUUCCUUGGAUAGUGUAGCCACACUCUUGGGUGAAAAAGAUCAUUCUAUUUUCUUUUUAGAUUUACUUUAAAAAAUAAACCAAGGUGUAGAAAGUAUCGGUAUUCAAUUACAUAGAACUAUACUCCAAGUUAUUCCGUUCGUCAAUAACCAUGUUUUCGUUUCAAUUCCCACUUGACCUGUAAUAGAUUCGACUUCCCUCAUUUAGGGAUUCAAUCCUAACGGGAACACCAAUAACUUCAGGGAACCAUUUAGAAACUACAAGUCAACAGAAGGGUUUACUAGUAAAGGCUUCAUAAUUCUUUACCGUAAAUAUUUAUUAUGUUUCUAAAAUCCAGUUGUAUGAUCCAGAUGUGUUUAUGAAACUAAACAAUUCGGUAAACUGUCAUUGUUUAUCCUUCGAACAUCAAGCUAUUCUAGAGCAGACUGGUAUGGUUUGUCACAUAUAUAUUCUUCGUAUUUAGUUAGGAAGUAGAAAAUGUGUUUGUACACUGUCCAGUUAAGCGGGAUUAUAUGACAUUGGAAGGGUCGAAAUAUGCUUUAUUAUUUACGUAUACAUUCCCACUAACUGAGGAUUUGAAGAAAUAGAUUAGCUAAAUUUAUCAAUUUGUUCUCGUGGCGGGGGUGUUGUUGACAAAAUUGAGAGGAUGAAAAGCGAAUGUCCGGCGCUUUAACCGGGUUGGAAAACCUUGAUUCCAAAUCAAUGGUGUACAUGGGCUCCAGGAUCCUAAGGAAACAAAUGGCGUAUAAACCAAUUAUUGGUCACCGGCUACCAUGGGACUGCAUCUCCGAACGUUGCUCCACCGCCUUAUGGAUUAGAUUUCGAUGAAAUAAGGAACCAAGCAAAUAAAUAGAAGAUCAGCAUAAUUGUCAACAUAGAUUUUGUUUCGUCUCAAAGGUGUUUUACAUUUUAUGAAAAGUGUUUUAAAACUAAAAUGAAUUCGUCACUGGUCACUAUAGCGUGUAUUAUUUGAUAAUGUCUGGAACGAUUGGUGUUAUAACCCGACAAGAAGAAUGGAAGUUAACUGUUUGGAUCUAUUUAUG
Molecule: messenger RNA, 3915 nt
Organism: Schistosoma haematobium
Lineage: Eukaryota; Metazoa; Platyhelminthes; Trematoda; Strigeidida; Schistosomatidae
Gene: ZDHHC24
Product: Zinc finger, DHHC-type containing 24
Exons: 3
Coding region: 70-1137 (355 amino acids)
Molecular function (GO): palmitoyltransferase activity
Source: RefSeq, a predicted model, not a curated record